CUCGUAAACUGACAACCACCGUACGUAGAUCACAAUCGGCAGUGGGGUGGACUGGGGAAUUUCACCAUGCCGCGGGGGAAGCCGUCACGGUGACGUGACUGUGGGUAGAGAGGCGGACCCGGCUGUGCAGGAGCCGCGUAACAGCGUGUCUUCAGCAACAUGAAACAUGGAUGAAGAGGUCGCGGAAAGUUGGGAGGAAGCGGCUGAUAACGGGGAAAUGGAUAAGCGGUUAGAGGAGAAACUAAGAAUCAGCCAGAGAGAACAAGAGUCAAGUAACCACCAUUGUUCUCCACACUCGUCACUGAAGACGGCCAUGGUCAUCCAGGACGACUCUCUACCGGCAGCGCCGCCACCUCAGAUUCGCAUCUUGAAGCGGCCCGCAAACAACGGGUCGCUGGGGUCUCCCCUGAACCAGAACAGGCCCACGCCGCAGGUCAAGUCCCUGGCACAGCGCGAGGCGGAGUACGCCGAGGCCCGGAAAAGAAUUUUGGGGAGUGCUUCUCCGGAGGAGACGGCCCAAGAUAAGAAUGGUGCAGACAGGGCGGGUCGCAUCAACUCUACGUUGCCUUCAGAGGACACGAGGUCCAACAAUCACGCGGUCCGACAGCCAACCAGCCCCGACGGUACCCAAGGGUUCCGACAGCACAGAUAAUUUUGACCUAGGGGCCACUGGAAGGAAGGAGGGCAGGGGGAGCAGACAUACAACACUACAUUGCUCCAAAAUUCUUCCCGCUGGAGUGGGACACCUCCUCCACAGGAAAAAGCAUCUCCCCCUAGCCCUUCCUUCUUCCGUCGAGACACUGUGACAAUGAACGCCUGGACUCACUGUGAUGAUCCCUUUACAAGGAACACCUCACUCCUUCUCUUCAAGCAAAGACUAGCAAAGAAGAGGUGCAGUGAGGGCCAUCCCUCAGCAAUAAUAAUCAAGAGCUCACUUUAUAGUUGUGCUUUUUUUUUAAAGCUUAGCUCACCAACUUUUUAUCUUUUGCUUUCCCCCAAAUUUUUGGAUUAUUAUAAAGGUUUCUCUGCUUGGUUGUUUUUACAUAAAUCAUUGUUUAGAGGACAUGCCAGCACAGCCCUCGAGAUACAUAAACUAUGAAAUAUAGCCAUUGUUUUUUGGGAUGCAGAUCGAUCAUCUUGCAGUGUUGCAAUGUAGCUUUAUCGACGUGCCCCUUCAGAGCAUGUUGCCAUUUGUUUUGAACCAUUCUUGUUCCUGCUUUAUUUUGUUGUGGGAGGGGAGGGGUUGCCGGCCUUACUCCUUGGACUAUCACAUUUUUCUGUUUAAAAAGUAAGCACCUCGAGUAAAUUAAGUGAGCUUCACGUUGACUUUUUAAGUAGCUUUUCCGCCUUUUAAAUAUGUUGUACAAGAUGAGAGUAAUGUCAGCAGUAUUUUAACCCAAGAACAAAGAUGGAAAUCAGGUUACCCCCAACUUAGUUUAUACAUAAAGCAUGAGUUUCCUUUGCUUUUAGCAAGCUUGGCCUUGCGCAACACAUAGCAACUCAACUCCUUCAAAUGGCUCCAGAAGGAAUCCAUUAAAAAGGAUUGCAUUUCCUUCAUUUUUAGCAUGAACUUAUGCCAAUAUGGUGGCUGUUGUCUGUUUGUAAUGUUUACGUGAUUCCUUGUGCAAAAGAUCACUGCUGGAAUUCUGACUGACAAUGCUAUGAAUGAGGAGGAUGUGCUAUUUAAAUAUGAUCCAGAGACCAAGUCACCAGUUAACCAAGGAAUGCUG
This is a messenger RNA of Syngnathus acus (greater pipefish), 1730 nucleotides long. RefSeq names its product SUZ RNA binding domain containing 1 (gene szrd1). The record is from RefSeq and is a predicted model, not a curated record. The transcript has 4 exons. The coding region runs from base 167 to 652 and encodes 161 amino acids. Lineage: Eukaryota; Metazoa; Chordata; Actinopteri; Syngnathiformes; Syngnathidae.